AUGUCCCUUGUUCACUUCCACUACGACCCAUUCACCGAGUUCGAGCGCCUCUUCGACGACGCUUUCAGUGCCCGGUUCCGUCCCUCUGAUGUCAGCCGAGCUACCGAAAGCGGGUCUCGCGUCGGGACAUUCCGCCCAAAGAUGGAUUUGGUUGAGAGCAAAGAUAGUAAUGAAGUCACGGCUUUCUUUGAUUUCCCUGGCAUGAAGGCGGAAGAUAUCAAACUUGACGUGCAGCAGAACCGCCUCACCAUCUCAGGGGAAACGGGUGCGGAGGAUCAGCGCCAAGAAGGAGAUUACGCUGUGCGUGAGCGCACAUACGGAAAAUUCUCUCGCACCUUGCAACUGCCUGUGGGGACAAAGCCUGAGGAGGUCCAGGCAAAGAUGGAAAAUGGAGUCCUGAAGGUCACUUUCCCGAAAGUUGGAAAGGAUCAAGAGCCCAAGAAGAUCACUAUUGCAUAA
Molecule: messenger RNA, 459 nt
Organism: Suillus subalutaceus
Lineage: Eukaryota; Fungi; Basidiomycota; Agaricomycetes; Boletales; Suillaceae
Product: small heat shock protein
Exons: 3
Coding region: 1-459 (152 amino acids)
Biological process (GO): response to heat; protein folding; response to salt stress
Source: RefSeq, a predicted model, not a curated record